Cryptomeria japonica (Japanese cedar) is the source of this 2840-nucleotide messenger RNA. RefSeq lists its product as uncharacterized. Lineage: Eukaryota; Viridiplantae; Streptophyta; Pinopsida; Cupressales; Cupressaceae. The transcript is spliced from 12 exons. Gene Ontology annotation, biological process: proteolysis. Gene Ontology annotation, molecular function: serine-type endopeptidase activity; oligopeptidase activity. The record is from RefSeq and is a predicted model, not a curated record. Bases 103 to 2295 code for a protein of 730 amino acids. Gene Ontology annotation, cellular component: cytosol.
CUGGCUAAUAACUUGGCUUGUUGCUUCUUGUUUAACGAAGCCUGCAGGUUUGUUUGAAGCGUGCUUGUCUAGACCAUCUGCACCAAAACUUAGCAGGUCAAUAUGGGUUCUUCCGCAGCGGAAGACCUGCUGAUAUAUCCAGAUGUGAGAAGGGAUGAAUCUGUUGCAGACAAUUAUCAUGGUGUACUUGUACCGGAUCCCUAUAGAUGGCUGGAAGAUCCAGAUGCAGAGGAAGUCAAGGAUUUUGUUGAGAAGCAAGUGAAGUUAACUCAAUCCUACCUACAGAAUUGUGAGACAAGAGAAAAGUUUAGGGGGCGUAUUACAGCCCUUUUUGAUCACCCUAGAUAUCGCAUUCCAUUCAAAUAUGGUGAUAAAUACUUCCACUUCUUCAACACUGGACUGCAAGACCAGGAUGUUCUAUAUGUUCAGGAUAAUCUGGAAGCAGAAGCAGAGGUCUUGCUUGAUCCCAACACACUCAGUGAAGAUGGAACAGUUGCUUUAAAUACAUAUUCAGUCUCUGAAAAUGCUGAAUUCUUGGCAGUUGGUUUAAGCUCCAGUGGUAGUGACUGGGUGAACAUCAAAGUUAUUCGGAUAGCAGAUAAGACUACAGAACCUGAUUCCCUUUCAUGGGUGAAGUUUUCGUCAAUAACUUGGAGCCAUGACAGUAAAGGAUUUUUUUACAGCCGUUAUCCAGCUCCUAAAGAACAAGGAGAGCUAGAUGCAGGAACAGAAACUAAUAUCAACCUUAAUCAUCAAUUGUUUUAUCAUUUCUUGGGUACGGAGCAAUCUGAAGAUAUUUUAUGUUGGAAAGAUCCAGAAAAUCCUGAGUGGUCAGUUGGGGCCGAUGUAUCUGAGGAUGGAAAGUAUAUUCUUUUAUAUAUUACAGAGGGUUGUGAUCCUGUGAAUAGGCUCUAUUAUUGUGAUCUCGAUACCCUUCCUCAAGGUAUUGAGAGUUUCAAAGGCAAGGAGGAGAUGCUUCCAUUCCAGAAGCUCAUUGAUAAUUUUGAAGCAGAAUAUGCCCUUGUUGCAAAUGAUGAUACUGAGUUCACAUUCCGGACAAAUAAAAAUGCUCCAAGGUAUAAAUUGGUCCGAGUGGACUUGAGGUACCCAGAAUCUUGGAGUGAUGUUGUUCCAGAAUCAGACAAGGAUGUACUUGAAUCAGCUGUGAGUGUCAAUGGCAAUCAACUUUUAGUAAGUUACUUAAGUGAUGUUAAGUAUGUUCUCCAAGUACGAGACUUGGAAUCUGGCAAGUUGCUUCAUAAUUUGCCAAUCGAUAUUGGGUCAGUUAGUGGAAUCUUUGGAAGGCGUAAAUAUGAUGAGAUAUUUAUUGCUUUUACAAGCUUUCUUACACCUGGUAUUAUAUAUCAAUGCAACCUAAAUGCUGAAAAGCCAAAUCUCAUAGUAUUCAAAGAGACCAUUGUUCCAGGCUUUGAUCGCAACGAUUUUGAGACUAAACAGGUUUUCUUUCCUAGUAAGGAUGGAACUCAAAUACCAAUGUUCAUUGUAUGCAAGAAAGACAUCGGCCUUGACAGUUCACACCCGACAAUGCUAUAUGGCUAUGGGGGCUUUAACAUUAAUAUCACACCAUCCUUUAGUGUUCACCGUGUUGUCAGUUUAAAGCAUUUAGGAGCAGUAUCUGCUGUUGCAAACAUUCGUGGGGGUGGGGAAUAUGGAGAAGAAUGGCAUAAAGCAGGCUCACUUGCAAAUAAACAAAAUUGUUUUGAUGACUUCAUUUGUGCUGCUGAAUUCCUUAUAUCAGAGGGUUACACACAACCUAAAAAGUUGUGUAUUGAAGGAGGCAGUAAUGGUGGGUUGCUUGUUGCAGCUUGCAUAAAUCAGAGGCCUGGCCUAUUUGGUUGUGCACUGGCUCACGUGGGGGUCAUGGACAUGUUACGCUUCCAUAAAUUUACUAUUGGGCAUGCAUGGACUACAGAUUAUGGAUGUUCAGAUAAGGAAGCAGAAUUUCAUUGGCUGAUUAAAUAUUCACCCUUGCAUAAUGUAAAGAGGGCAUGGGAAGAGCCUAGAGGACAAGGUGUUCAGUAUCCUGCUACAAUGUUAUUGACAGCUGAUCAUGAUGAUCGAGUUGUGCCUCACCAUUCUCUAAAACUUCUAGCGACAAUGCAAUAUGUUUUAUGCAAAAGUAUAGAGCACAGUCCACAAACUAAUCCAAUUAUCGGCCGAAUUGAUAUGAAAGCUGGUCAUGGUGCAGGGGUGCCAACACUAAAACUGAUUGAUAGGGAAGCUGAUAUAUUGGCAUUCCUAGCCAGGGUGGUGGGUGCCUCAUGGAUUGACUAGGUUGUCACAUAUUUUAAAUUGAUAAUGGUGAUAACCAAUUUACCAAUAAGGCCAGUUGGGGUUAAAGGUUGUGUAACAAAGAAUGGUCUCACUUGCAGCUUGCGAUUUGCUAAAUCCUUUUUUUGAUUGGCUCCUACUAGCAAAAAUAUUUACAACCAUAGGAAACAUUAGUAACCUGCUUUUUAGCAGGAAUUUAUAAGGGCCACACAAGUGGGGCUAGUUUCUGCUUUAGGUGGCUAGGAGAGCUUUGUAGAAUUUUUAGCUAUUUGCAGUGGAAAAGCCUUGUAGAUUCGUGUUUUAGUUUAAGAUGGUGUUCACAUGAGGUAUUGUCUUUUGUACUAAGGUAUUAUAAUAUUUGAACUAAGGUGUUGUUUAUGCCAAAGCUUGGAGUGUAUUCCAACAAGAUGCACCUUGCAAGAUUCAUGUUUUGUUUUAAGAUGGUGGUCACAUGAUGUAAGUUAACUUAGAACUUUAUUUACUACUAACUAAUUUAAAUCUGAUUCAGCAAACAAUUGGUUUAAUUGAACAUGGAGCUUUUCGUACAA